CAUCAAAUAGAGGGCAAGUAAAUAAAUAAAUAAAUGAGAUUUUUCUCUAUUUUAAGUUAGACAUUAAAUUACGCUUUAAAUUAUAGAGAUCUGAUAUAGGUAUUUUGUUGGGGUAUCUUGAAUAUUUAAAAAAGUGCAUGGUUGUAAUCAUAAACAAAAGCGAUUCGCUGAUUUAAUGUGAUUGUGAUAAUCUCCAAAGAAGGUUGUGAAAGAAUCUGAUCGCAGCAAACACCUAACCCAUCCAAAGAAAUAAGAAUGAAGCCACUUCAGGUUUAUCGUCAAGCUUCAAUUUUCUUUAAUAUAUGCAAGUCAGGAGGAAGAAAAUGGAGCCAGAAAUUUAACAGUAUUGGUAGAAAUCCACAAAUGAGAAAAAUGCUCUUGCCAUGUUUCAUAUUUCACAAUAUGGCACAGGUCCACACAGACACCAUCAGCAAACACAUUAAGAUUACAAGAAAUGAUGAUUCAAAUGAAUCCAAUGCACCAUUAGUUGUGCUCGUUGCAUGGAUGUUGGCCAAGGAUCACCACAUUGAAAAAUACAGCAGUAUUUACUUAGAGAGAGGGUUUGAUAUUCUUACAGUGAAAAUUACUCCAGUCAGUCUGUUAUUUCCAGCCUCUCGCUGUCACAUCCUUGCUCAAUCCCUGUUAGAUUUUCUGGAAGAACAAAAACAGUAUGAGAAGAUCUUGGUACAUGGUUUUUCUGUAGGAGCCUAUUUUUUUGGAGAGUUCCUACGAAAGUUGAAAGAAAAACAUGAUUCACUAAGCCUGGUUCAUCGAUUUAAAGGGCAAAUAUUUGAUAGUGCUGUUGAUUAUGAAGGAAUUCAGAAAGGUUUUCCUCGUGCUAUUACAAGUAACCCAUUAUUAGUCAAGCUUGUGGAGUUUUACAUUCAGAGUCACCUUAAUAUAUUUUACAAUGUAGCAACCAAACAUUACCUGGAAUCAUCGAGAGCAUUUCAUAACACAUUGUUGAGGUGUCCUUCCUUAAUGUUAGUCUCAAGAGAUGAUCUGGUUGGAAACCCACAGGCCAAUGAAAAGGUGAUGAACAGUUGGAAGUCUCUGGGAUUGGACGUGUCAUGGAAGUGUUGGGACAAAUCUGGACAUGUCAGUCAUUUGUACCAUCACAAAAAUGAGUAUAUUGAUGAACUUGAUAAAUUUCUUAAGAAAAUUCAGCUUUAAGGGCAUUCUGGAAUGGCAUAUUGUUUUGGUUAAUUUGUGCCAUAUUGUUUUGGUUAUUUUGAAAGAACUGCUUAAUUAUAGUGCAUGUAUUGACUAAGUUGAAUUUAAUAUUUUGGUCUGGAUUUCAAUUUUUUUUUACUCCUAUCAAGAAUUUUGGUAACUGAUAGCUCUACAUGAAGAAAAUGGACAUUUUAUUUAAUAAAAAUAAUUCUUUGAUUAAAAGUGAAAAUUUAAUGUACUUUAAAACUUAGUAAAAAUGUAUUGUAUGUUCUUAUUAACUUCCUUUUUCUUCCUUUUAAAUAGGUGUAAUUUUAUACCAUUGGUCACAUUAUUUGUCUUACAUUUUUUAAGGAAUUUUGUGAGUUUUUAACAUGCCUAGUGUGAAAAAUAAACUAAGUUUCAUUUGAGCACCUAAUUACAUUCAAAUAACCCAGUUGAAGGAUUAAUUUUUAAGCUUAUGGCUUUAAGAAAAUAACUAAAAGGUUAGUGUUUUACUUUAUGUUACUUGGAGAUACAGUUAGUAGUGUACGUUCAAAGGAUAUUAGACUAGUGAAUAUCUAGAAUACCUGUGGUUUACCAGUUUCACCCAUAUAUAUAUAUAUAUCUAAUAAUGUAUCAAAAAUCUUCUUUUUUUUUUUUUAAUUAUUUAUAGCUAUUGUAUUUUAAUUAAAGUUAAGAGUUAAGUUCUUAGCGUAGUUUAGAAAUGAUGGUGAUAUAUUCAAACUUAGCUGAUCAUGUACAGUGUUAGCUAUUUAUUCCUGGCAUAGGUUUCAACUCUACUUUGAAUACUAGUAUAUUUCAGUUUAAAUACAAUGUUAUUGAGUCAUUUAUUUUGUUAUAGGCAUUUUACAAUAAGUGUUUUGUGUAAAGUCAUUUGUCUUAUAUUAAGGACUGUCUCAAAAGUUAUGGUAUUACAUCAACCCAUCAGCUUUAAAAAUAUAAUUGUUUAAACUUUUCAUGCAAGAAAACGAAAAUCUUAUCACUAAGAUACAUAAAUCGUUAUGAAAGAAGAAUGAAAAACUACUUUAUAAAGCAGUUACUACAAAUCAAAAUGUUACACAUAAUGGUAGUAGUAAGAUCAUCAUUUUCAGGCCAUUAUGUUGUACUCUUAUUCGUUAUUUCAAAGCUGAUUUAAAAAAAAAUCAUUAUCAUUCCUCUAGUUUUGUCAUAUUAUAUUUUUACCUGUCAUUUUGAAAUGUAAGACAUAUCGUCAGAUUCAAAUUUUUUAAAGAGUAGAGUAACCCUAAAGGCAUUUAAAGAUAGUCAAUGAAGCUAAAAGUGGCUAUGGAACAACUAAAUUUUCCAAUUCCAAUGUAUGAAAAUGUUUUACAUUAGUAGUAUUAUACAACUGCUAAUGUAUAGGAUAUCAUAUGUACAGCUAUGUAUGUGAAUCAUUCAGCAUUAACAGCUGCAUUUACACAGUUUUAACAUUCACUUUAUUAAAAUGGGAACUAGCCAUUACCUCACACAUUACUAGUUCCAUUUAAAAUUAGUGUUCCACGUGAGACAAAAGUUUCUCAUAACCUGGUACCUUAUGUUUCUGUGUUGUUACAGAAUGUUAGCAUAAAAAUCUUUAUGUCUUGGAAUGCCUUUUUUUUUGCUACAUAUUUUUAUUCUAAGUUCCAAUAUUGUAGAGCUCAUUAUUA
This is a messenger RNA of Limulus polyphemus (Atlantic horseshoe crab), 2819 nucleotides long. RefSeq names its product transmembrane protein 53-B-like. The record is from RefSeq and is a predicted model, not a curated record. NCBI's taxonomy places the organism in Eukaryota, Metazoa, Arthropoda, Merostomata, Xiphosura, Limulidae. The coding region runs from base 256 to 1173 and encodes 305 amino acids. Gene Ontology annotation, molecular function: serine hydrolase activity. The transcript is spliced from 3 exons.